AAGAAAGUCAUUCAAUUCAAACAUUUGAAUAACAGAGCGCCAUUUUUAUCACGAAACCCUUUAAAUAUUUUCAUCAAAUCGCUGUUUUUUUAUUUUUGAAGGAAUGGAGCAUGAAUAGUAAACCCUAAUUGAUGGAAGAGCCCAAACGAGUGUAUCAGGUGUGGAAAGGGAAGAAUGAAUUAGUGUUCUACUGUUGAAUAUACGAGAACAACUUUUCAUCGAACACUUGUCGUAAGAUGAAAUUCUUCUUUGGUGGGAGGUUGAUGUUCGGACCAGACGUCGGCUCCUUGAUAUUUACCUUACUACUUAUAUUAGCCCCCGUUUUCGUCUUUUGUGCUCUAGUUGCAACGAAACUUCUCCACGAACUUCAUUCGUAUAAUGCAGGAUACGCAAUUCUGUUCCUCGUUAUUUUUCUCACCAUAUACGUAUUGAUACUUCUAUUUUUGACAUCGGCUCGUGAUCCCGGAGUUGUACCUCGAAGUACAAACCCUCCAUCAGAAGAAUUUGGAGGAUACGAGUCUUCGGCUUCGGUAGAAGUCGGUGGAAAACUCUCGGAAAACUUGCAAUUCCCUCGUUCGAAAGAAGUUUUCGUGAACGGCGUUCCCGUGAGAGUUAAGUAUUGCGAAACGUGCAUGGUUUACCGUCCUCCGAGAUGCUCUCACUGCUCGAUAUGCGAUAAUUGUGUCGAGAGGUUUGACCAUCAUUGCCCCUGGGUCGGUCAAUGCAUUGGAAAGCGGAACUAUCGUACUUUCUUCCUCUUUGUUUCUUCGUCGGCACUUCUCUGUAUAACCGUAUUCUCUAUGUCGGCUCUGCACAUGAAAUUGCUUAUAAAUAAACACGCUACCAUUUUGAAAGCUAUAAAAGAGUCGCCAGCAUCGCUCGUAUUAAUCGCAUAUUGUUUCGUUCUUCUCUGGUUUAUCGGAGGCCUCACUUUCUUCCAUCUUUAUCUUAUUUGCUCCAAUCAGACAACGUAUGAAAAUUUUCGGAGAAGAGGGGGUUCGAGGGUGGUCAAUGCUUUUGACCGAGGAUGCACGAACAAUUUUGUUGAAAUAUUUUGCGGAAAAACGGAACCUUCUAGAAUAAAGCUCCGUUCGUAUGCACAUCAAGUGGUAGCAAAUUUUGCCUAUGUGUCUGAAAAGAACGGUACGGUCGAAGAUAGACGAGCAAAUGUAGAAGAAGGUGUCGAUAUAGGUAACGAUAUUUUAAAGAUUUCUCAACGGCGCGAUUCUGUACGAGCCGGUGAGCAGAUUAGAUAGAUUUCGUCUACGUGGAUUUUGUUUUGGUACGAUGAUUCUGUCGAGUAGAUCCAAGAAUAUACAUACUGAACUUUGUUGUUGUUGUUGUUGCUGCAU
This is a messenger RNA of Erythranthe guttata (spotted monkey flower), 1352 nucleotides long. The record is from RefSeq and is a predicted model, not a curated record. Lineage: Eukaryota; Viridiplantae; Streptophyta; Magnoliopsida; Lamiales; Phrymaceae.